ACCAAACAAAGAACAGGAGCGACCCACUAAAAUCUCGAAUUCAUACACCAAGCGUCAUCCCCAACCGCGUACCAAAGCUGAGCUUCCUGCUUCCAUUCUCCAUCAAUCCGUUCUCUUUCACGCUCUCGAUCUCACGCGCAUCAAUAUCGUCAUUGAACCACUGUCCGCAAUCUAGAUCGCAUUUCCAUUUCGAAUCCACUAAACGCUCUUUCAAAUCCUCUUUCGUUUCACAUCAUGGCUGAAUACUCCACGCUUAAGGUGCCUGAGCUCAAAAAGCUGUUGGCGGAAAAGAGCCUUCCUCAGACUGGAAACAAGGCCGAUCUUAUCGCCAGACUCCAGGAGAACGACAAGCAGUCCGAGACAGAGGCGAAGCCUGCCGAGAACAAAGAAGACGAGAUCAGCUACAGUGAUGAUGAGGCUCCCGCCGCACCUGCUGCUGCCGCCCCAGUUACUUCGGCACCCGUUGCCGAUGCCCCUGCUGCCGAGGCCGCUCCUGCCGAACCCACGAAUGCUGAGGAGCCUGCUGCGGUAGAAGCACCUGCAGAGACAGCAGAGGCGCCUGCUGAGCCUGAAAAGUCUUACGCCAUGGGAUUAUCAUCCACUGCUGCCGAUGAUGAGGCCAAGAAGCGUGCUGAACGUGCUAAGCGAUUUGGCAUUGAAGAGGACGAAGACGCGAUCAAGCGCGCUGAUCGUGCGAAGAGAUUCGGUCUCGAUGAGAAGGAGUUGGCUACUACCCUGGACUCUGCUCUUCCUGAGCGCUCCCGAAAGCGAGGCCGAGACCGCAACACCGAGACUGAAGGGAACCGACCGGAAAAGCGACAGAGCAUGGACAGACGAAAUGGUCCUGGCGGUCGACAACGUAGAGGCCGUGGUGGUCGCGACAACGGUCGCGAUCGCGGUGCUCGAAAGGAGGGCACUCAAAAGGAGGGUGCCGCAACCCGAAGUGGUAUCCUUGAUGACCCAACUGAGAAAGCCAAGGCGGAGAAACGCGCAGCCAGGUUCGCUGGGAACUGAUCAAUUGGACAACACCGGUGCCGAAGCAAGGCAGAACCGACUUAUGAAGCUUCUAGUUGCACAACAAUUUUGCUUUUCUUUUCCAAGCGCAGAUUAUCAAGGAUACUAAAUGAAUAAAGAGGAAAUCGGCGUUUUUGGUCCG
Molecule: messenger RNA, 1156 nt
Organism: Fusarium graminearum PH-1
Lineage: Eukaryota; Fungi; Ascomycota; Sordariomycetes; Hypocreales; Nectriaceae
Exons: 2
Coding region: 235-1014 (259 amino acids)
Biological process (GO): poly(A)+ mRNA export from nucleus
Cellular component (GO): nucleus
Source: RefSeq, a predicted model, not a curated record